Messenger RNA from Pelagomonas calceolata, 723 nucleotides. The record is from the annotation of a GenBank genome assembly. NCBI's taxonomy places the organism in Eukaryota, Pelagophyceae, Pelagomonadales, Pelagomonadaceae.
AUGAGAGUGAGACUGCUCCUCUACGGAGCCGCCGCAGCAGCCGCGGCGCCCGCCUGGCUCCCAGUCGAGCCGGGAGCAAGCUGCCUACCCGACCCCUACGAGGGGCUCGACGCCGUCGCGCGGGAAAACGCCGAGAUAGCCGCAACAGCCUUGGACGCGACGACGGUCUGGACGCUCGAUGCCGCGGACGCGGCCAAAUUCGACCACGCCCGCGCCGCGACUUUCGGCCACAUUACCGCCGGCGGCGCGCACGCGCUCCUCGCCGCCGCGCGGCGGCUGGCGGGACGGCCCGUCGAGCGGCUCGUGGAUUUGGGCUCGGGCGCGGGCCACGUCGUGAUCUACGCGGCCGCGCUGGCGCCGAACGUGACCGCCACGGGCCACGAGCUCGCCGCGGGCCGUCAUCGGGCGGCGGUGCGGGCGCGCGCGGCGCUUCCUUCUAGUAUCGCGCGGCGCUGCGCCUUCGUCGAGGGCGACAUGCUCCGCGCGGACCUGUCAGGAGCGGACGUGGUCUUCGCGUCAACUCUAGCUCUGGGCGACGACCUCCGCCGGCAGCUCGCCGAGAAGCUCGCGAAGGAAGUUUUACCGGGCGCCGUCGUCUUCUCGUCGACGCGGCUCCUCGGCGGGCCGGGCGACCGGCCGCACGUCGUCGCGCCGAUGUCGUGGUCGCCGGGCCACGAGGUCGCGGCGCACGUCGUGGGCGCGGGGACUUUCGCGGCGGUGUGA